This is a messenger RNA of Lactuca virosa, 492 nucleotides long. The record is from the annotation of a GenBank genome assembly. NCBI's taxonomy places the organism in Eukaryota, Viridiplantae, Streptophyta, Magnoliopsida, Asterales, Asteraceae.
AUGUUGAUGAUACAGUCUGUGUAUCGUGGUUUUGAAGUGAGGAAAUAUCAGUCGUUGAUGAAAUUAAGGCAAAUUGCUCAAGUUGGAAAACAGGUGGUUGAGCUGAGAAAUCGUAUUCAGGAUCUGGCGUCAUCCAUGGAUGACAAGCAAAAAUUGAUUAUCGGAGAGACCAUAAUGAGUCUUCUCCUAAAGCUAGACACCAUUCAGGGUUUGCAUCCGAUUAUGAGAGAUGUUAGGAAAUUUGUGGCAAAAGAGCUUGUCGAUUUACAAGAGAAGCUUGAUUCGUUAACAUUUCCACAAGUGGAAUCGCAAAAUGAAGAAAAAAACGGCGAGCUUAACAAUGAUCAUGAAGUCGAAGCUGCAAAUCCUAUACACGCUAUAAAGCCGGAGCAACUGGUUGAACAGAUCUCCGACGAGCUUAAUAAAGAUCAUGUUCAAGCUCAAUCUGGUAGCAACGAUGAGGUUGUGAGGUUAGAUCUGGAGAAUCAUUAA